GAAAAGGGAAGACGAGAGAAGUUUAAAAAUAUUUGGACAAGGAAGUGUUGUAAUGUGGAAGGUGAUGGAGGCGUUAGCACAAAAAAGAAAUGCAUCGAAGAAGGCAGCUGCAACUUUCGAGGCAGAAGAGUAAUCGAGUUAGACGUGCUGGCCAGAGCCCUGGAUAGUGGUUGCCGAGCGUGUGGAAAAGCACUUCAGCUAUCAAACUGCCAUGAUGAGACUAUCUCUGGGUUGGGUAGUUUUUUGUAUAUUAUGUGCAGCGAUCCGGAAUAUGGAGAGGUAAAUGCGUGAACCACAAACAUCGCAUCGUGCUGCCGGUGCUGGUCGCGGCCGACCAAUUUUUCAUAAAAACACCAAACUUGCCACAGGUAGGUAUAUUUAUUUGAUUAGCAGCUUUUAUCCGAACAUUUUUCCGAGCUUCAUCAUAAUUUAACAAUCAUAAUGCCGUGUAAUAACUAACUUUUAAAUGUACAUGUACUGUGUUUAUGUGCAGGAAUGUUACACGCCGGUAUGUAAACGCACUGCUCACGUUGAUAAACCUUCCAGCCAUGGGACAAAACACUCUGAAGGCCAGAGAAAGAGAAGUUUGCGCAGCGAUUGAGAAUGUUGCAAGGAAUUCAUGUUUAGAAGGGUUACAGUUGGAGAAAGAUUGUCGGAGGACCGUGGACACAGAGCAAGUUGUAAAAAUCGGGGUAUCGUACGACAUGAGUACGCAGAAGAGGGGAAAGGGCCACAAUAGUUUGACAGGUUAGUUCUAUAAUAUACAUAAAGCUAUGAAAUAAUGGAGGCAUUUUUGCUUUGCUUGCAUGGCAUCCAUAUCAGUAACAAAUGUCUGUUUAUCCAUUUUAAAAUACAAUAUUUAACAAAUUCACAACGAUUUUUUCUUUUGCUAUAAUAACAAUAAUAACAAGAUAAUGAAAUAGCAGCUCUAGAAGUUAAAAUCAAUUAUUAUUUUUACCCUAGACGACAAAAUUUCCAUCCAACAGCAGUCAGGCAAUUUAACAUUUGAUUUCCUUUAACAAUAAUAUUAUUAAAACCGAAUAAUGGAAGCAGGGUGCUUGUUCAAAUCAUCCUCAAAGACAGUGAAUGAGCUAAAUAAAAUACUAGCAUUACUAAUCGACAACAAUGAGUCAUUCAUUUAAUUUAUAGAGGUAUUGACUUUUUGACUAAAGUAAAUAAAACGAGACUAUUUUUUUUUUUCCUAGGAGAAGGGUCUAUGAUUGGGCUAUCUUCAGGCAAGGUGGUGGGCUAG
Molecule: messenger RNA, 1252 nt
Organism: Porites lobata
Lineage: Eukaryota; Metazoa; Cnidaria; Anthozoa; Scleractinia; Poritidae
Source: the annotation of a GenBank genome assembly